AUGCGGCUCAUAUCCUCGAUCCUUCUUGCUGCCUUUCUCUCAACUCAGGUCUUUGCUGAACCUGGGGCUGAAGCUGAAAAAUCGCCGGAAAUAAAGGUACAGACAUUCAGUUGUGGAAAGAUCCUCAAAGUAAAAUCUUCCAAUAUCCAAAACGCCUUACAAUUCAUUAACAAGAAAUAUGAAAAAGCUUCUGGGGCAUGUCAAAAGAAAUCAAAUUGCCUAAAAAAAUGGUAUUAUAAAUAUAGGAAAUAUGACGAAUACACUGGAAACAGUUUCUCUAAAAUAGGAAAAGAUGAUAUCUUACUCCGAAAGUCAAUCAGCGUUAAAACAAAGCGUAGAAGGUUUCAAAACCGUUUCUAUGUCAUCGCUCGUUGUUCACCGAACACCAACUGUCAAUAUAAAGGUAUAGUACGCAAGCCAUACUUUCGAAAAAGGGAUUUUCUAUGUCAUAAGACAAUAGAUGGUAAAAUGGCUUCCAAAAUUCCAGAUGGCUUUCCUCAACCCUCUGCUCCGACUAGUCCAGAUGGAAAAGAGAUAGAAGUUGUUCCUUUAACUCCUAAACCCGCCUUUUCUCCGUCCGAUACUUCAAAAAGCACAAGUAAUGUCUAG
This is a messenger RNA of Blumeria graminis f. sp. triticale, 609 nucleotides long. NCBI's taxonomy places the organism in Eukaryota, Fungi, Ascomycota, Leotiomycetes, Helotiales, Erysiphaceae. The record is from the annotation of a GenBank genome assembly.